CUUCUUCCCUCGGGUUAGGGCUUCAAGCUUCCAAGUUGCUGCUCACUUUCUUCUUCAUUAACCCCAGCGGUCCAACCAGCCAUGGUGUUUGGCGUUGCUCACAUUUCUUCAUCGUUGAAUGAUACUUCCAUUCACAAGAAGCAGCUGACAGAGAUGAAUCCUCCUCUCCUUCUGCUGCAAGCCUUGCAGCACAAAAUGUUGCGCGGCAAUGCAAGAAUUGGCAAUUCUUUAUUUUUCAAGGAACUUGGAGUAACUGCACUUCAUAUCAAAUUCCAAACCACUACAGGUGUGGGGAACACGAGGAAUGCACCGGGACUUGGUGCCCAAUCUGCUUUGAGACCCCUUGCUCGUUCUGGCCUGAAAAUUGGACGCAUAGAGGAUGUUGCUCCAAUUCCCACCGACAGUACCUGAGAUAGAGAGGAAGAAGAGGAAGGAGGCUGCGAUUCCUUUUUACAUCAUUUUAGCCUUUUUACAUCAUUUUAGUCUACAUUG
Messenger RNA from Cuscuta campestris, 492 nucleotides. NCBI's taxonomy places the organism in Eukaryota, Viridiplantae, Streptophyta, Magnoliopsida, Solanales, Convolvulaceae. The record is from the annotation of a GenBank genome assembly.